Aspergillus ibericus CBS 121593 is the source of this 5517-nucleotide messenger RNA. Its product is annotated as putative Rho guanyl nucleotide exchange factor. Gene Ontology annotation, molecular function: guanyl-nucleotide exchange factor activity. The record is from RefSeq and is a predicted model, not a curated record. The transcript has 3 exons. Bases 1 to 5517 code for a protein of 1838 amino acids. Lineage: Eukaryota; Fungi; Ascomycota; Eurotiomycetes; Eurotiales; Aspergillaceae.
AUGGCGCAUUACCAGAAUGGAUAUCCGGCCUACAACCAGUCUCCCAAUUCCCCACCGAGUUCGACUCAGCCUAACCGCUAUGACCUCUAUGCCACCCAGCCGACGAGCCCGCAGUUGCGAAGGAUGCCAAGUUAUAACGUGGGGGAUGAUGCGGGUGUUUUGGGCUCCCCUCAUUCCCAGGACUCUAGGGCCACCGAGAUGAAUGCUCGCUAUGCUGGCUGGAAUGCACCAGCGGAAGGCCAAUCUAGCUAUAAUCUCAUCAACACCGGACGCGAUGAAUACGCGGACCCUCGAUAUGCGCACAUCCCUGCGUCUACCUCGCCGCAAUUGUCGCGCGCCCGGGCUUCCUCACAAUCAAGCUAUCAAUACCAGUAUACCUCAUCUGUUCCUGCUGCCGCAUCACCCACCCAGCUUGCGUACAAUCCCCAGCAGUAUGCCUUGCCCCCCACACCGUCGCAGCAGCAAGUAGGCUUCAGUCCGCUCGCAUAUACAGGGCCUGGCGCUUCGUAUAACAGCUCAACAGCGCCCGGUCACCAGCCUUAUAAUCCAGCCGCCUACCAACCUGCUAGUUUUGGCUCCUCCCCAGUGCAGAGGCAGCCAACCAUCUCUUAUGCACAGGCUCCUCCCACACCUCAAUCUUUUGGGCCUCCCCACCCGCAGUUGCCGCCGCCUCCGCCGCCUCGGGGACCGGAUCACCCGUACGGAAGUCGUCCGUCCCCCCAGUAUGGAAAUGUUUCGCCAGGUACGCACUACGGGUUCGCAACCCAGCAGGCGUCAUCUUCAUCCACACUAUCCGGUUCUUUGUCCUACGGAACAACGUCCCCUUCGACACCCAAUGCCACCUAUGGAUCCACAAACAGCUCUUUUACCGCCAGUGGACCGAACACUGCUGCGGCCCACCUAUACACUGGAGGUACGCAAAUUCCAACCUACAUUCCACAGUCACCGGGUCAUUCUGAAGGUGCUCUUGCCUCUCCUUUCGAUGAACAACCUCCUGCACCCCCGGCUCACUCGACAUCGACCGAGGACGCCUUUGGGAAGCGGUCUAGCUUGACGCGCCCUGGCUCAGGAAGAUCCCUUCCCACACCGCCCAUCUACCAAAAUCAAACGCAGAUGUCGCCGCGUAGAACGGACACUUUGACUCGACACCCCCAGUCGCGGCCCUUACCUGGUCCUCCCGUUGAUGCGGAUGUGGGCUCAGACCCUUACAUGACUUCCAAUGGACUUGCCAGCCUGGAUAGUCGGCCAGACUCGAGGACUGGCUACGAUGAGCUAAUCAAGGAGGUCGAGGCUGCAGUUGCGGACCGGCGUGCCACCGGUGAGCCGGGUUACAGCUUGGAUCCAUUACACGUGGACCCACGCGACGCGCUGGUAUUGGAACCACCAACCAGCGUCUCCCCAGGUCCACGGCUAUCUCCCGAUGAGAGACACACCCACACCAAUGGCAGUAUUGCCACUGGUACAGGUCAGUAUGUGAAUUACGAUGCGUACAGUGAUGACAGUGACGCCGAGGCUGCUGCGGGCUUGGCUAUGCUGCAAAUGGCAGACGAAGAGGACAAAGCUCAAGCUGAGCGCCUUCAAGAACGUGCGCGGCGAGAGACGACCGCCUCUAUUAUCAGUGCGUAUGGAGCACGAUCGGAGAAUCGCGCUCCAUCUCCUCAUCAAGACUGGCAUCAGGAUGAGCUAGAUUCUUACAGUGGAAGCUACAAUCGGGCUUCCCAGUACGAUGGGCUGGAUCCCCACACGAAUGGUUAUGGUGAUAGCUUAGAUCAUGUCAGGCUUGCGCCCACAUCCGGCUCGAGACAUUCCAACCCUUUCGCAGAUGGCCAGAGGGAAUACUCCGAUGACUAUGACUAUCCAUCCGCAGCGCUCGAUGCUUCUGGGUAUCCCUAUCCAGACCCGCAGCAUCAUGCACGAGUGGAUGCUGGCGGCACUGGGGGAUUGGCGGAGCCGGGGGCGUAUGAACGUCGGAUGAGUUUCGAUUACGGCGAUGAGACCGAUGGGCCCUUAUCCCAAACUCAUAACCUGCAACGCUCGGGAAGUGAGAGCUCAGACAGAGGAGAUGAGCCUGGAGACCUCUUCUUCCACCCAGGCAUGCGCCCGCUUCCCCCGGCUCCCGUGGAGCCGGCGAGCAACCCAAGCCUGAUGUCGCAUUUGAUGCCGGCAGGGACGUACCGGCACUAUGAGCAGGGUGACGAGCGGGGCUCUACCCAGUAUACACCCUCCUAUUUCCCUGUUGCUCCAGACUCGUACACUUCGACCGUGUCCAGCCCUACCCAAGUCCCACGGUCAACGUCUUUGUCGAGUCAUCCAAUUGGACCUCGUACUGACCCCCCUAUCAGAUCGAAAACCGAUGCAGACCGGGCGAAGUAUAAACAGCAACAGGAGCUUCUGCGGCAGCAGCAGCAGCAGCAUGGUGCCGUCAAAUUUGAUACUUCUCCGGAUGCUGCAGCUGCCAUGACCCUCGAUUUACCUACAAUCCCUGCUGGGCGUCGUAAGAAGUUCAAUCCGACUAAGUUAUCAUCAGAACAAUUCCGACGCUGUACGGAGCCGUGGGCAUUGAGUGCGAUCUUAUCAUGGGUUCGGGAGCUCAGCGAGGAUGAAACGGACCUGAAGGAACAUACGAUCGUUGAGGCUAUCGUUGCCUUGUUCACCCAUAAAGUACCGACAAUGAACAUUGCUGAUGCCGAAACAUUAGCCGCACGUGUGGUCAAAAAUAUGAUGCAGGAGGAAGCCUUGGUGAAAGACGAGGAAUGGGUCAAAUUCAGCACGGGCACUUUGUCGGGAGUCUUGUUCCAGAUUACGGGUACUGGCUGCUACUCCUCUCGGCUUCAUGAACAAGGAACAGAAGUGUUUGGGCGUUGCUAUUCCCAUCAUUGUAUGCGGACGCUCAAGAAGGUCAACCUCAAAGCGCAGAUGAUGGAGGCGGACAAAAAGGCAGAAGACUGGGUGACGUUUUACAAGGUCCCCAAGGAAGUUUGGGAGACCUACCCCAAGAAGGAGAUCGAUCGACAAAACAAUCUACACGAGAUCGUGACCACUGAGGAUUCCUUCAUAUCCCAGCUCGAUGUUUUGCGUGAUCUUUAUCGGGAUCAGCUGGCGAGGAUGCAACCGUCGGUAAUUGCACCAAAACGUUUGAACAAAUUUUUGAAUGAUGUGUUCGGAAAAGUCGAUCCUGUCAAGAAGGUCAACGAAGACCAUCUCCUGGCUCAGCUCAAGUAUCGCCAGAAAGAACAGGGCCCGUUUAUCGCGGGGUUCAGUGACAUUUUCCGCGAGUGGAUCCGAAAGGCUAAGUCCGUCUAUAUCGACUACGCGGCCACGUUUCCCAGCGCCAAUUAUUUGGUGCGCAAAGAAGCAGAGAGAAAUAUUCACUUCCGCCAGUUCCUCAAUCAAGUCCGUGAUCACAAGCUGUCAAAUCGCCUUAGCUGGGACACUUACCUCAAGGCUCCUAUCACCCGGAUCCAGCGAUACACGCUGCUGCUGUCUACGGUUCACAAGAAUAUGCCCAAAGAUUCCGAGGAGAAAGCCAACCUAGCACAAGCCAUUGAAGAAAUCAAGCUCGUGGCACUCGAGUGUGAUAAUAAAGUGGGCGAAAUGAGCAGGAAGGUUGAUCUCAUGGAGCUUUCGUCCAAGUUGCAGCUCCGCCCAGAAAUGAAGAAGGAAGUUGAGCUGAACCUGGAACACUUGGGGCGCGAAAUCAUUUUCCGAGGCGAUCUGCAGCGGCCAGGAACACGAACAAGGUUCUUGGUGGAUACCCAUGCUAUACUUUUCGACCAUUACCUGGUGCUUGCAAAAGCCUUCACAGCUCGAGAUCCAUCGAGAACCGUGAAGUACGAGAGCUAUGAUGUGUCCAAGUUGCCCAUUCCCAUGGACCUCUUGGUCCUUGAGAGUGACAAUGAAGACCCUGUCGUGAAGUCUGCGGUCCGCGGAGUAGUCGCUCAAUCACCGGCCGUCGUCGGCCGUGGUGUAGGCGGCGGCCCUCUAACCCAUACUGCCAGUGGGAACUCGGCUAGUUCUGGCAACUCGAACCAAGGAAAGACUUUGGUGCCCACCACGGUUCUAGAGAGCUCGAAGGAUGACAAGAUCCUCUACCCAUUCAAGAUCAAGCACCUUGGGAAGAACGGAACAUACACGCUCUAUGCUUUUUCUGCCCAAAACCGGCAAGACUGGUGUGAUAAGAUCACGGUGGCAAAGACCAAACAUGCCGCCGCUUUAUUUACACAGAAUGCCGAGCCGUUUAGGCUCCGCGUACUUGCAGAUACCGCAUUUGCAACCCCUGACAAUUCAUCAAUCCCCACUGGCGUCACCAUCGACGGCACGCCUCUUGAUCGUGCGAUCAAGGACGUGGAGGAGCGUUACGGUCCGUCAACACCACGGCCGGCACCGGUUUGCAGAACUGCUGUCCACUGUGCGACUGUCUUCCAGCAACCGCCUGGUCGGAUGAUGUGCGCCAUCGGUACUGAUUAUGGCGUAUACAUCUCCGAAUACAAUGACCCUCGCGGCUGGACUCGGACUAUACCCAUUGUGCGCGUGACACAAAUUGCGGUGUUUGAAGAAUUCAAUGUCUUCCUCCUCAUCGCAGAUAAGUCCUUGAUUGCUUACCAUCUGGAUGUCGUGUGUCCUCCGAACGGUGUGUCAGCCCAGGCAACAACAGACUCUUCCCGGCGAGCGCCGCAGAAACUGUCUGGCAGUCGAGAAGUAGGCUUCUUUGCGGCAGGACACAUGAAGGACAGGACCUUGGUCAUGUAUAAAAAGAGAGACGGGUUGUCGUCCACGUUCAAGAUUCUCGAGCCAGUCGUCCAGAAGUCAUCAAGCAGCAGGAGCCGGCUUUUCAGCUCUCGACGUUCGCAGACCGAGUUCUUCCGAGAGUACGACGAGUUCUAUAUCCCCGCCGAAAGCUACGGCAUCAAUCUCUUCCAUUCUUCUCUAGCGAUCUCGACUCAUCGAGGCAUCGAGAUCCUCACCAUUGACAAGAAACAUACAUGGUCCGUUCCUGAUUUCCGAUCCGAAGCUCCUCCUGAGGCGCAAGCCCAGCUCACCAGUAUCGCUCAUCGGAUUGGAACUUUGCGUCCGCUGGGCAUGUUCCGCCUCAGCGACAGCGAGUUCUUGGUCGUAUACACCGAAUGUGCGGUCUAUGUGAACAAACACGGUGAUGUGUCACGCAGUGUGGUCAUGGAAUUUGUGGGCCAUGCCCACUCUGCGUGUCUCUACGGAAAAUUCUUAAUCUUAUUUAAUGACGACUUUGUCGAGGUGCGAAAUGCUAUGAACGGCCGCCUACGCCAAGUGAUCCCAGGUCAUGGUGUUGUCUGCUUAGAUGAUGGCAGCAGCAUGCCAGGCUCUGGUGCGAACAGUAUCCCUACCAGUGCCGGAGGCGCUGUCAACCUCUCCAGCGGAUUAUCGAACGGUGCUUCCCUGGCGAACAAUGGCCACACAGUGAAGAUCUGCAUGCAGCAUCCUGAAUACGAGCGGAGUCAAAUCAUACUCGAGUUGAUCGAGAAUGAAGGGCAAAAGGAUUAA